Messenger RNA from Drosophila navojoa, 2181 nucleotides. RefSeq lists its product as uncharacterized. NCBI's taxonomy places the organism in Eukaryota, Metazoa, Arthropoda, Insecta, Diptera, Drosophilidae. Gene Ontology annotation, cellular component: axoneme; ciliary basal body. Gene Ontology annotation, biological process: cilium assembly. The record is from RefSeq and is a predicted model, not a curated record.
AUGUCUGGGCAGUUGAGUUCGAAGGAAUUGUCAGCGAUUUCACUGACGGCUGACGAAGCCAGCGAAAAGUCAACACAGCCGUCGAUUGUUCAGCCCAAACUGAAUUUAUUGUUACACUUUGUCGAUCAGCCGGACGAAGAUUUGGAUACAUCCAACAAGGAUUAUCUGGAUAAUUUGGAUUCAUUCAACGCUGGCCGGCUCUCAGACGAUGCUUCAACGGACUUGGACUCUAUGGAUGGCUCCGUCGACAACAGCGGCAGCGUGUCCUCCGUCGAUACCGAGAUCCUCAAGAAAACGAAGAAAUCAAUCCCUAAAUCGGUCUACCAGAAAAGAAAAACAGUGAAGCCAACUGUGACGAAAAAAGCUACCAAGAAGAGCAUUAAGACAAAAUCGUUGCUAAAAAUGAAGGCUCCAAAGCCAAAGAAAAAGCAGUCACAAUUUGGAGAGAGAUCCACAACGAUGAACAAUGAUGAUUUGCACAGCUUAUCGAGGAAUAGCAGCGGACGAUCCAUUCCUUCCCAACCCAGCUCAUCGUUAUAUAUGUUUAAGGUGAUUAAACACCCGGAGCCCCGCAAGAAGAAGAAGUAUGUUAUCCAUACGGAUGAGGGCUCCUCCUCGAAUUCGAAUUUAUCUACACUGUCGAUUCAUCGGGAUGACGAAAUCUACGUGCGAAACGAGCUGAUGGCUAACCUGAGGCCUCUACCCGACAUCAAUGAUCUGACCGAUGUCAGCAGCUUCCAUUCGAUAGCUGUGCAGAGGAAGGUGGAUAAGCCCACUGACAAAACUAAAUCGUCGAGAGAGUAUGACACGUCCAUUUUCGAUGAGUACGAUACGCAGAGCCUCUUUGCUGAAAGUGUGGGUCGCGCGACCGCGAGCUCGAAGACAACGGGACUGAACACCGCAUUUCCAUCACUGAGCAGUUUGAGCGAUGAAGUCCAUGUGAUUGAUGCGAAAACAAGAUCGGUUAUGAUCCUUGAUGUAACGAAGAGAUUAACAGACUUGAGUCAAGACGAUAGCUCACACCAAAUAUUGGAGACCGAUCCGAGCGCACAGCAAAAUGAGAUCUUGGAACCAUUCCUGCAAGAGCUCAUCAGUCGUGCUGUCGCUACGGUCGAGGACAAAGUUAAUCAACUCAAUCACUCCCUGGACAAGGAGAAACUGAUGAAGCAGCUCAUCUCCUCCAUAACCCAAUUGCGAAGUGUGGCCAGCAAGAGGCGUCUGUUGGCCGGCAGCUUGAAGGAUCACUUCCUGCGCAGGAAGGAGAUGACUUAUAUUACAGUUGAGGGUAAAUUCGAUAAGUUCAAUUACAAGCGCUGGCGAAAGUCCCUCCUCCAGCUUGAUCGACUGCUUGAGAUCCAGAGCAAGACGCUGGACCAGGUCGACAGUCAGUUGAUCAAGUUGAACGAGGAGCUUGAGGCGACCCGCAUGGACUCCGCCCUCAAGAUAGUGCACCUGGAGCACGUCAUUCGAAGCACUCUUCUAACCAAAGAUAGUUUUACCCACUUGGCCAUCUAUGUGGACGAUACUUUGCGUCGGAUGGGCGUCUUGAGAGACGAAUUGUCCGAAAUGCGAUUGGAGCUGUUCAACACUCAGCAUCGUUACGCUGAUAUCAAAUAUAAAUCCGAUAAGCUCGAGAAUCUUGGAGGUGGACUCAAAAUGCAGGAUUAUCUAAGCCAGCAGGCAGAGACCUAUGCGCUGAGCGCUAAAAUCCGAGACCGCAAUAAGGAGCUGCAACGCCUCCAUCAGAAAAUCAAGUUCAAUAUGCAUGCGCUGGCCCAUCACAAGUGCAAGGCGUUCAUGGAGGGCAGGAACUACUUGCGCCUGAAAGACCAGAUGGAAAAAAGUGAAGAGAGAAAAGCCCUUUGUCAGAAGCUCAUCUACCUGGGCAAGCUGACCCACAAUAGGAUUCAGCGGGAUCUGCAUAAGCUGAAAACUUCUGGGCCACUGCUAUUCUACCCACAGCUAAUGUCAGACUACGACGACACUCUAGUAUUUCUGGAGAAGAAGCACGCAGCAGUCGCAAAGCUCCGUGAGGACUUGUCGCGGCUGACAGAACGCCUUAUCGUAGCGGAGCGAAGACUAGCAGAGGACAAGGAGGAGAUAAAAAUGUUAGGAUCAACAGUAAAGGCAGGAACAGCAAGGAAAGGCGCAUUUGUUGUAAAUGGACAAAGUGUUUUAUAA